UAGCUGCCAUCACCGACGACAGCACGACGUAGCACAUUCCGGAAUUAGUACGUACAUAAUAAUAAUAAUCAUCAUAAUGUCGGAUUCGAAAAUGGAGUACAACUGGGGCGAUUUGGGUGUGCCGCAGUUGGACGGCUUUGCAUCCGAAAUAUCCGAGUGGUCGAGCAAGGAUGACAUCUUCAUCACGGCCACCGAGGAACUGCCCAGCCUCCAAAUGCACCGGGAGCAGGUGGAGCAGAUCCAGCGACGUGGCAGCCUCAUCCUCAGCCAGGCCCAGCAGCAUUCCCAGGUGUUGGUGGGCAAUCUGUUCAAGAAUCUGAGAAUUACCGGCAAGAAGCCCAUAUUUCCUUCCCAGGUGUCCGCUCCGAAGGCCUAUCGCUUCAAGGACAUCUAUUCAAGCCGCAAGGACCAGCUAAUCCGCGACUGUGUGGAGCAGGAGCGUAAGCUGCGUGAGUUCCGCAGUCGACCUAUGCCUGAUUUUCGGCAGGUGCACGAACGCCAGGCCAUGAAGGUGCCCAUUCAUCGGGUCACCUGUCCGGUGACCCCAAAUGUGCUGAAGAAUUCGUUGCAAGUGGAACAAAGGCGCCGUUUAAAAGUGGAGCAGCUGCAAAAGGAGCAGGAACAGGAGAACAAAAAGCGUUUUCCAAGGGCCAAGCCCAUUCCACUGAGCAGUCGGCAGGCCUUGAAGCCGCUGAAUCUUCAAUCGUGUACUAGUCAGGUGAAAAUUGAGCCCUUUAAUCUCUCCUCCGAACUGCGUGUUCAGCAGCGGCGCAUCUAUAAUGUCAAGAAUUCCAUGGCCCAGGACGCGAAACGCCGGGAACUGGAGGAGCAGCGUCAGCGGGCGGAGCGGGAGGCUUACCAAAAGCAGCGCCAACUAACCAAGUUCCGAGCUCGACCCAACCCAUUUGCACUCAGCGCACGUUGACCAGGGAGUUUCCUCUUAUUGUACUUUUUUUUUAAUUUGGUUUCGAUUUUUUGUUGCAAAUUUGUUUUGUUCAAAGAAAUUAAAUUACUAUAAUCACCAGCAAGUAA
Drosophila rhopaloa is the source of this 1032-nucleotide messenger RNA. Its product is annotated as targeting protein for Xklp2 homolog. The coding region runs from base 77 to 925 and encodes 282 amino acids. NCBI's taxonomy places the organism in Eukaryota, Metazoa, Arthropoda, Insecta, Diptera, Drosophilidae. The transcript is spliced from 2 exons. The record is from RefSeq and is a predicted model, not a curated record.